Fonticula alba is the source of this 1680-nucleotide messenger RNA. RefSeq lists its product as hypothetical. The coding region runs from base 1 to 1680 and encodes 559 amino acids. The transcript is spliced from 5 exons. Lineage: Eukaryota; Rotosphaerida; Fonticulaceae. The record is from RefSeq and is a predicted model, not a curated record.
AUGAGCCUCCCAUCGCGGUCACUCUCCUCUUCGCCUCCCUUGCUGCUGCUGCUGCUGCUGCUGCUGCUGCUGUUGCUGCUGUUUUGCCUGCCUGUGUAUCUCCCGACCGUGGAGGCCAAUCCCACAGGGUCGCGAAUGGCCAUGGCACAGAUCGAUCCCGUCGCCGGUGGCGGUUGCAAAGGACAGAUCGCCCUGCUGCCGGCGGCGGCCGAGCAGGACGACCUCCUAUCGGUGUGGAUGCCACAUCCGGUGACCGGCGAGCGGUCUCUCUUUCUGACCUGCACUGAUCGACGGCGCUAUUUCCAAACCCAGCAUGUAAACAUUGGGCGGUCUUCCCUGCGUGUCGGAGCGGCCGUCUUCCCCGGAGAAGACCUCCUGCUCACUUCCCCCUUCGACCCGGGUUUCUUCUUCGUGGAUUUUCUCUUUCGCCAACAGCAUGCCACCCUGGCCGCCAUUGUCGAGUACAUGAGCCCCGCGGAGAUCUCACGCUCGGAAUGUGUCCGUCACCUUGGUCGAGUGGGGCUCCUGCCGACCGGGGCCGACCCGAAGGACCCUUUCGAGGUGACUUUUUGUCUGGAUCACAUCCGGCCCUUCCUUGAUGGCGUACUUGCACGUGUAGCUUCCACGGCGCCUGGCCGCAGUAACCUGGCUCCAGGCCAGCGAAGCCGGCCACUGCGCUUUGCCUUGGAUUCCCUUCGAGCUUCGGCCAUCUGUGCAGGUCUGGCCGAGGCGCUGCAUGAGGCUCGAAAGGCGGAUCUCGACGCCGAGGAGGCUGAGAUCGGCCGCGCCCUGGCGGCCAAGGAUGCCCCGGCCGCCGAAGACGCCAUCGCGCGUGCAUUGCCCACGGCCGCAUCGCCGGUCGCGACUGCAGUCUCCACUCCACGAGCGGCCGCCGGCUCGUCAGCCGGCUUGCUGGCACAGAUGCUUCGCGACAUGCCGCCAGCAACGCCGCUCCACACGCCCCGGGCCUCGGGGGCGGCUUCCCUGUCCGCGACUCCCUGCACAGCCGGCUCGAGGGUUCCCCCGCCGCUGCCAGAUGGGGCGGGAAUCCGGAGCCCGAAUCCGGUUCUCGGACGUGCACCGCCAGCCACUCCCGGCACGGCUGUCGACCGGGACUCGGCGACCACCCCCUCGGGCAAUGUGGCCGGGACACUGGUGGACUUGGACUUCGAAACACCGGUCAUCGGCAUGGCCACCGACUCGGGCGCGCCACACUGGCCGGGGCUGGCGUCGACCGACCGGGGUCGGCGUGUGGCCCAGUCGCCGCUGGCCAAGCGCGCCCGCCUGGCCGAAGAUCUGGCCCCCUCUCCGGUGACGCCUGGCUCUUGUCUGAGCGAUCGCGUGCUGCAUGCGGCGGCCUCGGCGGCGGCGGCCUCGUUGCAGCGACUGCCGCCAGUCGGGGAUCUUGGCUCCUCCGGUGGGGAUGCGGCCCCUCCGGAGGCUGGGGCUGGGGCGGCUGGCCCGCCCAGCCCGCCAACUAUCCCAGAGCCCGCUCCCUUCGAGGCCGAGCCGGCUGCCGCUGCAGCCCGGACGAGAAUCCCCACACGGCGGAAGGCCGCCGGCCCGAGCGUGCCGGCCGGCCGGAAAGCACCGGCCCGGCGACAGCAGCCCCUCCCCGGCCAGAGCUCGAUUCUGGGCUUUCUCCGAGCCAAGGAUCCGGACCACCCGCCGAGCGGCUGA